This is a messenger RNA of Mauremys mutica (yellowpond turtle), 3969 nucleotides long. RefSeq names its product zinc finger protein 821 (gene ZNF821). Gene Ontology annotation, molecular function: DNA-binding transcription activator activity, RNA polymerase II-specific; RNA polymerase II cis-regulatory region sequence-specific DNA binding. Lineage: Eukaryota; Metazoa; Chordata; Testudines; Geoemydidae. The record is from RefSeq and is a predicted model, not a curated record. The coding region runs from base 1432 to 2709 and encodes 425 amino acids. Gene Ontology annotation, cellular component: nucleus. The transcript is spliced from 10 exons. Gene Ontology annotation, biological process: regulation of transcription by RNA polymerase II.
CAGCCGGCCCCUUUGUCUGUCCGCAGCCCCGCCCGUCCCAGCAGUGGAGCCGGUGAGCCCUCUGCCGAGGGAAGGACCCCUCUGCUCCUGGGCCAGGGAAACAUGUCCCGUCGGAAACAGACCACUCCUAAUAAAGUUCAUUUGAACAAGAUCAUCUAUUUCUGCAAUAUCUGAUUCUGUCACCAUGUCUCAGAGGAGACCAUCCUAUGAACAUGCUGCCAGCUGGUAUGAAGCUAACAUACAGGCUCUGGUAUCCAUCUAGGAGAGGCUCUCUGGUACCAAUUGAACUUCUUCACACACAACACGUUAAUGUAUGACCAGGUCUCUGAGCAGCUGUUUGACGUGGGUAUCAGCAGGAGAAGCAAGUGGUGCCACAAGAAGAAAAAGGGACUGAAAGGCCUAUGCAGCAUGACCAGGACAAUAACAGUCUCUCCGGCUCAGGAUGGAAAACUGACCCCUCUUAUAAUGAGCAGCACCGAACUGUCGGGACUCACCCAUCCACCCAGCCUGCGGAGAGCCCAGGAGUGCCAUGCAGAGCACUUGUGACGGACAAGGAGCAUCAGCUCCAAGAACUGGGUGAACUGUCGGUAUGAGGAGUCAGAAUGGGAGACAACAGGCGUAUUACUGGGAUCUCUUCCUGGGGACGGAGAUAGUUUGGGAGGAGGAGGAAUUGGGCCGCAGUGCCCUUACAGCCAUAUGGACAUGCCCGAACAGGGAUGGGCAGGGGCAUUAGCUCCCCAGGGAGCAAGUUUCAGGUCCUGGAAAAGGAGGUGUGGAGAAGACCUGUGUGAACAGGGACUUUGGUCCCUCCUUGAACUUGUCCAAGUAUUUAAAGAGGCUCCUCUCAGAACUCGUGUAGGCGGAGCCGGACAGGGGACUUGUAUCAGGCUUUUGCAGAGCGCGAGAGAUGUGAAUGGAGGAGGCAGGGUCCCAGAGGGACAGGGCUCAGGGAAACCUGCCUGGUCUUAGCCUGCCUUCCCCUCCUGCCCCGCACCACUGGGCCCUGUCCCAGCACAGCCCUUCUCAGGCAUCCCCCCCUUCUACAAGACACUGGAAAGGAGAACUGGAGCCCAAAAGAGAGAGACUCGCAGGACCUCCGCAUGCGCUCUCUCUAACUCUGGUGACUUGUUUUGGUAUUGCAGCAACCUGCAGCCUUGUUUGUAUUUAAUAAAGUUGUGGAAAAGCAUUUGUGAGUUCAGUGCCAAGCAUACUGUCCUUUAUCCCCACAAGCCACUCCUCGUGCUCCUUUGUCAAAGGGCGUGCAACACCACCAACGCAGGAGCUAUAUGAAUGCAUACAAACAACGAGAGGAAAAUCCCACCACCUUGGACUGGUGCGUCUGGCCUAUCUGUAACCCAACAGUGCAUUUCUCCAUCAGUCCCCUGAGAGGCUAGGUCUCUUGUACCUUGGUCCUGCCAGUCUGAGGUUGCGAUGAGGACCCAAAGGACAGAAGCAGCCUCCACCCAAUGGAAAUCAUUCUCCAGCACGAUUUGGAAUCAUCCACUGGGGGAGCAAGUCUUCGCAGGGCUGGAGGAGCAAGCCCGCCAGGCCAUGAUGAAAAAUGACUUUCCUGGAGCCUUUGGAGACCAGCGGCCAACAAUUCACCAACUGCAGGAUCAGGACUCCAGCAGCAGUGACAGUGAGGGUGAGGAAGAGGAGACCACGCAGGAUGAAGUCUCUUCUCACACUUCUGAGGAGGAUGGCAUGAUGGUGAAAGUGAAAACGGAAUUAGAAAAUGCAGAGCAGCCUGUAGCUGGAAACCAACAGAUUGGAGAAAAUGAGGUGACUGAGGAUUUGAAUACAGCGUCCAUCCUGGGACUGUCGCAGUGCCCACUCUGCCAGCUGGAAUGUGGGAGCAGAGAGCAGCUCAUUGCUCACGUGUACCAGCACACUGCAGCUGUGGUCAGUGCCAAGAGCUACAUGUGUCCGGUGUGUGGCAGAGCCCUCAGCUCCCCAGGGUCCCUGGGGCGACACCUCCUGAUCCACUCCGAGGACCAACUGUCAAACUGUGCAGUGUGUGGGGCACACUUCACCAGCCAUGCCACAUUCAACAGUGAGAAACUGCCAGAAGUGCUUAGUGCAGAUUCCUUGCCCACCCUGCACAGCGAGGGCCCUUCUGGUGCUGAGGACAAGGACGUUGCCUUUAACGCCCCUGUGUAUCCUGCGGGCAUCCUCCUAGUGUGCAACAACUGUGCUGCCUAUCGCAAGCUGCUGGAGGCACAGGCUCCUGGCGUGCGCAAGUGGGCGCUUCGCCGGCAGAACGAGCCACUAGAAGUGCGGCUUCAGCGCCUGGAGCGGGAGCGCACGGCCAAGAAGAGCCGGCGGGACAACGAGACGCCAGAGGAGCGGGAGGUGAGGCGCAUGCGGGACCGAGAGGCUAAACGCCUGCAGCGCAUGCAAGAGACAGACGAACAGCGGGCGAGGCGGCUACAGAGGGACCGGGAGGCCAUGAGACUGAAGCGUGCUAAUGAGACCCCGGAGAAGCGGCAGGCUCGGCUCAUCCGGGAGCGCGAGGCCAAGAGGCUCAAGCGGCGCCUGGAGAAAAUGGACAUGAUGCUUCGGGCCCAGUUUGGCCAGGACCCCUCUGCCAUGGCUGCUUUGGCAGCCGAGAUGAACUUCUUCCAGCUGCCAGUGAGCAACGUGGAGCUGGAAAGCCAACUGCUGGGCAAGAUGGCCUUCGAGGAGCAGAGCAACAGCACGCUGCAUUGAGCUGCAGCCCAACCACCGCCGCGGCUCCACGUGGCUCACUGGACGCCAGCAGCCUGGCCGCUGCCGCUCCCCAGCGGGAGGCUCACCUGAUGGACCCUUCCCGCCCCCACUUCUCCCACAACAGGCAGAUUUGGGCUGCUCCUGCACAUGGGAAUGGAGCUGGGAGGCGUCCGCUCAGGCAGCACUGGUGAGAGUGGGCUGUCGGGAUACAGUCUGCUCCAGUGGCCGAGCCACAGCCGAUGAACAGAGGGAAAAUAAAUUAAUUUUAUGUGUAAUGAGUCACCUUCCAUGCCUGUUGCUUCCUCCGGGGCUCGGGCCCUGGUAGUGUAGCUGGCUGCUGUGGUUCCUUUCUGCAGGUGGAAAGCCUUUCCCAAAGGGAGGGCAGCCUGGGCCUCCAUUCCCACCCCAAAAUCCAUCUGGCUAGUGUGUGGGGGGGUCUCUAGUAGCAUGAGUAGUGGGAUAGAGGGCUUUGGCCACAGCACAGGGCAAGUCGUUCACCCGUGGGGUCUGUAAAAAGGACGGGAUACCACCAACCUUCUGGGAGGGGGGCUGUAGCCACACUAACACCGGUAGUGUUGUGACUGCCCUUUGGUUCAAGGAGCACUCAUGACAUGCGAGGAGAAGAGUCUAUUCUGGCUCCUAGGAACGCAUUUUAAGCAGACAGCCUCCCCGAUAGGAUGGGGAAAGGGAACAACCCUGGGAAACCUGCUCCUCUGCAAGCAGCAUGGCAAGAGUGGAGGGAGGCCUUGCUUGUGGACUGGGGAGGCAUUCAGAGGCUGUACCUUGCCUAGGGGUGGCCUUGGAGAAGCUGACAGACAUGGAGCAGGGUGGAAACUUCAGGGUAAUAGAGGGGGCUCCUGUUGCACUGACGGGGUACCACCUCCGAGGUGACGCUCUGCUCUAGUGGACCAGGCUAGGACCUAAACGUGAGACUUGGCUUCAAACCCUGGUUCUGACAAUGACAUGCUGGGACCAUGGGCAGGUCGCCUCACCUCUGCACCACAAUUUCCCCAUCUGUAAAAUGGGCCCUAUUAAGGUAUGUGAAGUGUGGUAUGUGCAGACUAAGGCCAGUCAGCAGCAGGGGUAGGAACUGAGUUGAGGCCCUCCUGCUUCCUAACCCUGGGCUUCCUCCAUGAGAGCAUGUGACUUUAGGGGAGCAAUACCACCACCUCUUUGAGUUAUUUUCUGUUAGCAUUUUUCUUUGUCACAAGCAGCUCACUUUUCCCAGUAGCCUCCCAGCACCAUUAAUGUGGCAUAAUU